Molecule: messenger RNA, 2058 nt
Organism: Helobdella robusta
Lineage: Eukaryota; Metazoa; Annelida; Clitellata; Rhynchobdellida; Glossiphoniidae
Exons: 10
Coding region: 1-2058 (685 amino acids)
Biological process (GO): DNA replication initiation; DNA replication
Cellular component (GO): replication fork protection complex; nucleus
Molecular function (GO): single-stranded DNA binding; DNA replication origin binding
Source: RefSeq, a predicted model, not a curated record
AUGGUGACCAUGUGUGAACUGAAGAGAUUGAUAGAUUCAACAAUCAAAGAAACUUUGGUAAUUAAAAUUUUGUCAAAUUUUAAAACAAGUCUAACAAAGCUAACUUCCUUCAUUGAGUCGACCCGUCAGUGUGCAAUCCCUUCUUUAAACAUUGAUAUGCUGUCAUCGCCACUGCUCUCAUCACCAUCAUCAUUACCAACGCCAUCAUCAUCUAAAUCUGCAUCAUCAUUUCAAGGAAAAAUGAGACUGCCCUCCAAAUCAUCUCAGACAUCAUUAUCAAUUCUUGAAAAGGAAAAUUAUUCAUCAUCAUCAUCAUCAUUGCCAUCAUCAUCGACAACGCCUUCAUCAUCAUCAACAUCUUUAUUGUCGUCCUUAGCUAAUCUAACCUCGCCUGAAACAAGCAACAAUAAUCAGAGAUUGUCUUUUGUGGCCGCUUUGUCCUCUCACAACAACAUCAAAAACUCAACAACUGCUGCUGAGAAAAAGGACGAUAAUGAUGUUAGAGCACUUUUUCCUGAUGAUGAUGAUGAUGAUGACUGGGAAGGCUUGGAUGGAGAGAAGGAUGAAUCUCUGAAUGCGGCUGGAAUGCAACUGAAGAAAUUGCUUAAAAAAAAUAAUGUAGAAGGUGAAAAAAUAAGUUGGAUUAAGAAUAAUAAUACCAGCGGAAACGAUGUUGAAAAAGUUGAUUUCACUAAAAAACAAAGAAUUGCACACAAACCAUCAACUACAUCCACAAUUUCAUCAACAAUUUCCUCCUCUUCUUUACAGCCUAAAUUGUCAGCAGCGAAAGCAUCAUCUGCAACAGUAUCGAAAGAUUCAUCUAUGUGUAUAACUUCAUUGAUGGGAAUUCGAAGCAAUCCAGAAAUAACUUCUAGCUACACAGCUGAUCACUGCUCAAACAAUCCUCUUGUGCCAGCCGACCAAAUGCGUUUGUUGAUGAACAGCAGGAGCAUGAUCAGGAUGUCGACAUUGAGAUCGAAGGUGGGUUCAGACCAAAUGAAGAUGGAUUGGGUCACCAUUGGCGUCUUAAUCAGCAAAUCAGAUCCAAAAAUCUCUGCUAAGGGACAAAAAUUUAGCAUAUGGAAAUUGAGUGAUCUGGCCGAUUGUGAUCAGGCGCCCAUCUGCAUGUUCCUCUUUAGAGAUGUGAAUGAUGACCUCUCAAAAAUCAUGGUUGGCACAGUCUUGGGCUUCCUUAAUCCAUCAAUUAUGAAGAACAACGACAAGAGCAAGAAUUUCAAUGACAUCAGUUUGACUGUUGACAAUGCUAAGAAGAUUCUGCCAUUGGGCCAGAGCAAGGAUUUUGGAAUAUGCAAGGGAUUGACCAAAGCUGGAAACACCUGCACCAAUUUCAUAAACAAAAAUCAGGGUGACUACUGCUCGUUCCAUGUCCAAAAAGCAUACAAGGCUCACUCUGCCAAGAGAUCUGAAUUACAAAAUGGACCUCUCUCUAGAAACACAUCUAACAUUUCUCUCAAAAGCCUGCUGGAUCACGCAGCUCAACAAAAUUCCUUUCUUGCAAGGCAGGCUGGUGUUAGUGGCACAAAAGUUAAAAAUCAAGUCAGCACUUUGAUGUUACAUGAUUUGGUACCAAAUGUUAGCGAACAGAAAAAAAGUGAUCUAAAUGUUGUUGCUGAGGAAAAUCUCAAAAAGAAGAAAGAAGAUGCCGUGUUUCACGAUCUGUUAAUUGUUCCAACCGUUGGAGCCAUGAAUUUUGUCCAACACCUCAAGAACAAUGACCCUUCUAACCAAGCAGCAUCUUCCCCAUCGACGUCCAAAUCAACUAAAGAUGGCGUUGCAGAUAAAACUGUCUUGUCUGCAAAGCAAGCAUUACUGAAACUUAAAAAUCUAAAAACCAGCAACAACUACAGUGACGAAAUGAACAAUUCGUUGUCGACAGUUCCUAAACUUGGUCGUAAUUUGGGUAGCAACAUGCUGCUCAACUUGGAGGCUGGCCUAGAAAAAAAUGGAGAUGAUGUCAGCUCAAAAACGAAGUCAUCAGAAGAGAAGGCCAAGGUUUUCAUUCAUCUCAAAUAUUUUGCAUUCUCUAAAUCCAGAUAA